AUGGACUCCAUAUCGAAGACGAUAUCGGCGAUUUAUCCCAGGAAUAGCGACGCCGGCACGACUCUACUCGAUCUUCUGCAGGAUCCCUUCAAGAGCGAGGUUCAAUCCGCCUCCAUCUUGGCCUCCUUGGCCUCGUCUCUCGGCGUCACAGUUGCUGUCGUCCUUCUGUUCUCCUUCUUCCGUCCCUACCACACCGUUGUCUACGCACCGAAGCUUAAACAUGCCGAUGAGUCCAAGGCACCACCACCACUUGGCAAGGGGCCCUUUGCUUGGGUCAAGCCCUUGUGGGCGACCAACGAGAAGGAGCUGAUCCGACUUGCUGGAUUGGAUGCUGCUGUGUUCAUGCGCUUCAGCGAGAUGUGUCGUAACAUGUUCACAGUCAUGGCAAUCGCCGCUUGUGCCAUCCUGAUCCCCGUCAACUGGACACUCUCCAUCAUGACCACCAAUGUGAACUGGGCCAUCCGGCUCACGCCCCAGAAUGCGUGGAACAAUGCCCAGUGGGCAACCGUGGUGUGCGCCUGGAUCUACAACAUUACAGUGCUGGGAGGUCUGUGGUGGAAUUACAGAAAGCUCUUGCACUUACGUCGCGCGUAUUUCGAGAGUCCAGAAUACCAGUCUAGCCUGCAUGCGAGGACGCUGAUGAAAUUAUGCUCCGAUGAGGGUAUCGCCAGGAUGAUCGACGUUAUCGCGCCGAGCUCCUCGUUUUCUAGAACUGCGAUUGCUCGAGACGUGAAGGACCUUCCCGAUCUUGUUGCUGAGCAUGACAGGGUGGUUCGCAAGCUGGAGAAGGUCCUGGCCAGGUACCUCAGGGAUCCUCACAAUAUUCCCGCCGCGAGGCCAACCUGCCUGCCUUCCAAAAAGGACCGGGCCUACGCGACCUACCCCAAGGGCCAGAAGCUCGACGCUAUCGAAUAUUUGACGCAACGGAUCAAGACGCUCGAGUUCGAUAUCAAGGAAGCUAGGGGCAGCGUGGACAGAAGGAACACCAAACCGUUUGGAUUCGCUUCCUACGCGGACAUAAGCGAGACCCAUGCCAUAGCCUACAUGGGCAGGAAAAAGAAGCCCGAGGGCGCCACUAUGAAGCUGGCUCCGCGACCAAGCGACAUUAUCUGGGACAACAUGUCCCUCUCACCAGCAACCCGGUGGCGGAAGAGGCUUAUCAUCAACCUCUGGAUCGUGUUGCUGACGCUCGUGUGGAUCGCGCCCAACGCCAUGAUUGCGAUUUUCCUGGUCAGCUUCAGCAAUCUCGGGCUUCUCUGGAAGGGUUUCCAGACGUCUCUGGACGCACAGCCGAUCUUGUGGGCUAUCAUCCAGGGUAUUGCUUCGCCAGCGAUCACAUCCGCCAUUUAUAUCCUGCUUCCGAUCAUUUUCCGACGGCUGUCCAUCAGGAGUGGCGACAAGACCAAGUCUGGUCGGGAGCGGCAUGUCAUUGCAAAGCUCUACAGCUUCUUUAUCUUCAACAACCUGGUGGUUUUCUCCCUUUUCAGUGGACUAUGGACGUUUGUCGCGGCCGUCGUUCAAUCCACCAACUCGGGCAAAGAUGCGUGGAGCGCGAUCGUGGCACAGAACUUUGGAAGCUCCAUCAUGGUUGCCCUGUGCUCCGUGUCUCCGUACUGGAUCACCUAUCUGUUGCAGCGACAGCUCAGCACGGCCGUUGACCUGGCACAGGUCUGGCAGCUGCUUGUGGCCCUGUUCAAGCGGAAGCUGGGUUCUCCAACCCCCCGUGAGAUGAUUGAGCUCAGCGCCCCGCAACCCUUCGACUAUGCCAGCCACUACAACUACGCCCUCUUCUACAGCACCGUGGCCCUCUGUUAUGGAACUAUCCAACCCCUUGUGCUGCCAGCGGUGGCACUUUUCUUCAUCAUCGACUGCGUGCUGAAGAAAUACCUGCUGAUGUACGUUUUUAUUACCAAGAACGAAAGCGGGGGCAUGUCAUGGCGUGUCCUGGUCAACCGUAUGCUCUUUGCCCUCUUCUUUUCCAACCUGGUCGUGUUCCUGGUGGUCUUCGAGAGGGGUUGGGGAACCUACAUCCAGGUCUAUGCGAUCGCGCCGCUGCCAUUUAUCGUUAUCGGUUUCAAGGUCUUCUUCGCCAAGACCUUCGACGACAAGAUUCACUACUAUAGCACGCGCUUUGUUCCUCACGGUCCGCAGGCCGAGGUUGGUAUUGCACAUAAGGAGAAUCUGAGGAGCGAUCGCCUUGCUGCCAAGUUUGGACACCCAGUCCUGUAUAGGCCGCUCAUCACGCCCAUGGUGCAUGCCAAGGCGCAGAACAUCCUUGCCAGUGUAUACCGAGGUCGGCUUAGCGAUGGCCGGGAAGCCGGUUCGGGAGACGGUACAAGUGUGUCUGGAUACAGCGAUACGUACGCGCUCGAUCCUAUGAAUUCGGGCCGACCGGGCAAGGCUGCCGGGAGCGGCCUUUCUGGGUUUGAAAUUGUGCCUGAGGGACGGCUCGAUUUCGAAUACUACAAGAAUCGCCAAGAAUUCGCCGACGAGCUCGGCACGGGCAUGGACAUUUACAGACCAGGGACACCGUCAAGCAACUGGGCCGGAUCGGACACGGAGUCGAGGCCAUCCACACCUGUGGGCGGCAUGUUGCACAAUACACACAAGGGCGGGACUGCUUCCCCUCGUGCAUACGGCUCUCCUACGACAGAGUAUCCUUCACGCACGCGAUCGCCUUACGGCCUCGUGUCGGCGAGCGAGUCGACCUCGAACCUCGUGCGCUCGGCCGCGCCCAUGCCUGGGCCUUAUGGGGAUUCUCAUGGCAACUCGGAGCCAUCUGUCGCAGAUGGCCGGACGCCAGGAAGAAGAAAUAAUAGUGGCGUGUAGGGGGGGUCUGCGGAUCUGUACGACAAUGGCCCCUACACGAUGACAGUACUGGUCAGACCUCGGAUGGCAUACGACAAGAGACUACAGCACCAACCUGUCUGUAGCUCGCCUCUCAAUGAUUGAAUGUACUUAGAACAUGCAUCGCCUGGCAAGGCUCUGGCGUAAUGGAUCAUGAUAUGAAAGAAUAUCUUGAGAAUCGGGGGCCGUGGGCAUCCUGGCUGGGAUUAUGGAUGGAUAAACAAUCCGGCUCUGUGAGCCCAGAAAAGGGGGAAAUUUAAUAGACCAACGUGACCCAUG
Messenger RNA from Cryphonectria parasitica EP155, 3126 nucleotides. Its product is annotated as DUF221-domain-containing protein. Gene Ontology annotation, molecular function: calcium-activated cation channel activity. The coding region runs from base 1 to 2829 and encodes 942 amino acids. The record is from RefSeq and is a predicted model, not a curated record. Gene Ontology annotation, cellular component: plasma membrane. Lineage: Eukaryota; Fungi; Ascomycota; Sordariomycetes; Diaporthales; Cryphonectriaceae. The transcript has 5 exons.